CAUUUUUGCUUGCUCGGACAACAAAAUGGAGUGCCAGUACUUCCUUAUCGCUUUACUGGUUCUGUUUUGUCGAAAUUCAUUCACCAGUGCUUCCGAAACCGAAGGAAAAGAUGCAGGGAAACAAGCUUACGAUCCACGGCCGAAUUUUCCAUUCGGAGACUACAGGAAUUGUGUUUUAAAUGGUAUCUCGGUGCCUAGACUUGAAACACUUCCCGGUUUGGGCUGGGAUAACCUAAGGAAUCGCGUAUCAGGAAUGGUGGUGUUCUUUAACUAUUCCCAAUGUCGUACGACGGAAGAUGGCCGAUACCUGAUACCAGACGAUGUAUUCGUAACGCCGAUCAAAGAAAGCAAAGCCGCGCUGUUUUCUGAGCUUAUUGACCACUGGACUAACUACAGUUCUAUGACUUCGACAACUGUAAACGUUGAAGCGCACGAGUCGUUUUUUGGAAGUAUUAGUGGGUCUUUCUCGUCGGAAUAUAGCGAUGUGAAAAAACAUCAGGUCAGUUUUGACGUGUUUAAACUUGAAUUUUUUCUGUGUUGGUGUAGUGUACUCAGGUGAAUAUGAUAUUUGUGGUGUUACUCUGAGUGCAUAUCCACACCGGGCGAGCUUGAAAAAUAUGCCCGGCCACGGUGGGAUUCGAACCUACGACCUUUGGAAUACUAGCCCAAUGCUCUUCCAACUGAGCUACGCGGUCAGGACGGUUCGAGUAAGUGAUAUUUCGGAACAGAAUCUAGUUCCUUCAAUAACUAGAUUCUGUUCCGAAAUAUCACUUACUCGAACCGUCCUGACCGCGUAGCUCAGUUGGAAGAGCAUUGGGCUAGUAUUCCAAAGGUCGUAGGUUCGAAUCCCACCGUGGCCGGGCAUAUUUUUCAAGCUCGCCCGGUGUGGAUAUACACUCAGAGUAACACCACAAAUAUCGUGUUUAAACUUGUUUCUAAUACUCGACCGGAAGAGGCUGAGACUGUCAAUAGUCACCCGGAAGUGUUUUGUCCUCUUUCAGUUCUAGAAGGUUUUUAUAUGCUUCUUGUUUCAAAACAACUUUUCCCUUUUAUUACUUGAAUUUUCGUUUUAUUUUAUUGAUAUAAUCUUAUUAUUAAUUGAGCCACAAGAAACACGUCAAGACUGAUCACUAGCCUUUCAAGUGACGUAAUUUUCACUUCUGACCCCAAAUUUUAUUCCUUCGUGGUAAAAGCAACAAAGGGAACGAAUGUUACCUACAAUGGAUCCCAUCCGUACGUUUGAGAUAUCUUUUUCGGGUAGUUCAGACACAAACCACGGCAGUUUAUUGUAGAAUACUACCUACACUGGACCACCACGUUUGAAAUAUAUUUUUCAGGUAGUUCAGACACAAACCACGUCAGCCUAUAUCAAAAUCACAAUCAACAAAAUAUAAAUCAUCUCUAAGGAUUAAUUAUUUUUCCAGGUGGAGGACAAAUCAGUCACCUCUCGUACGACGCUACGUUACCGCAUCUAUGCUGCCCAUCUUCAACCUGACGCUCAACUCCACCCGAAAUUCAAAACGAGGCUCUUAGAUAUUGGUGCGCACUUGCAGAACGAAAAUAUGCACGUCGCGCGAUUUCUGUCUGAUCUCCUGGUACGAGACUAUGGUACACAUUACACCACACGCGUUGACUCUGGAGGAAUCCUUGCUAAGAUGGAUCACAUUUUGAAAUCUUAUGUUGCAUCAACUGAAACAACUCGACAACAAACUAAAGGUGGGUAGGCAGGUAGGUAGGUGGGUAGAUAAGUACAGACACAGUAGGUAGGUGGGUGCAGUAGGUAAGUAGGCAGGUGGGUGAGUGGGCGGUUAGGUAAAGUAGGUAGGUAGGUACAGUAGGUAGGUAGGUGGGCAGGUAACCUAGGUAGACAAAUAGGUGGGUGGGUAGGUAGGUAGGUAGGUAGGUAGAUAAGUCAGGGUUCGUAGUCUCCAAGACCAAAAAAUUUAAAGACUUUCAAAGAUUUUUUCUGCCUAUUUUCAAAGACUUUUCAAAGACCUUUGAGGGCAAUCAGCUGUCGAAAAAUUGCGAGUGUAAGCACCAUUUUUACCCAGUAAUUAGUCCCGUCAAAUCACAUCCUAAAAUGCGCCUUUUCGUCGUUAUUUGCGAAAAUCUUGCUUCAAUCAAUCUAUUUUAUUAGCUAGGAAAUCGUAUAAUCAAAUACUCACUAAAGAAUUCAAAGAGUUUUAAAGACUUUCUUCGCUUUUUCACACAAUUUAAAGACUGACCUCAAAGACCUGCAUUCCAAUUUAAAGACUUUCAAGGAUUUCAAAGACCGCUACGAACCCUGUAAAUAGUUGGGUAGGUAGAGGGUCUUAAUGGGGGUUUAUGGGUGUCAGUUGUCAGCUAAAAUUUAAGCCAGUUGUCAGUUGUCAGUGCGAUAUAUUGCAAGCUGUCAGUAGUCAGUUACUGCAAAAAAGCUGACUCAUGGUUUUGUCAUUAUUUCUCAGUUGUCAGUUAGGACAUUUUGUCAGUUGUCAGUCAAAAAUUCAGGCAAAUGUCAGUAGUCAGUUAACCCCAUUCAGACCCUCUAGGUAGGUACCAAGGCAUUUGAUAUAUCUUGAAGUUCAUAGUUUUUCUCUCAUUUUUGUUACUAACUCACAUUUGUUUUAAAAUUAAUAUUUUCAGCCUCUGCAAGUGCCUCGUUUUUUGGAACGUUCGGCGUAAGUGGGUCAGUCUCCCAUUUGAACACACACACAGUCAGUGAUACAUAUACGAAAAACGUCAUGGAUUCGAAGAUCUACACCUUUGGUGGCCCACCCGUGCGAGAAAAUUUCACCCUUGAAUACUGGGAAGAUAAUCUCGGAAACAACCAGGUAGCCAUUGACCGCGAGGGGGAUCCGUUGCAUUACAUUAUAACAACCGAAGCUUUGCCAGAACUACCGGAGGAGAUUACAUUCAAGAUCAGUGCGCUGGUUUUGAAAUCUCUUCAGAGAUAUUACAAAAAUAACGCCAUCACAGGUACGUGGCUAAAAUUCAAGGGUGGGUUGACUACAAACUUUUUGUAGUUCGCUAUAACUACAGCUACUUCAAAAAUAUAUAGUCAGCUACAACUACAGCUAAUUUUGAACAAAAGUAGUUCGCUACUGACUACAGAUACUGCUUAAAAAAUGUAGCGAACUAUUUCGCUAUUUCGCUACUCAAUAUUUUUUAACUUUACUGUAUUUGGAACAUCUAUAUAUUAUAGCUCAGGCUGUAAUGUAUAACCUAUAACAAAUCGACUUACGCGAGUAGGCUAAAUAAGACGGCAUGGACUUGCACAGUUUGAACAGUUGCACGGCAUACUUUAUUCGUGCAAAUUGAGUAUUUAUUUUAAGCAAACUGUGUCUUAAUAACAUUCUAUUCUAUCAAGUUGCUAACAAUUUUAAAAAGUAGCGAAUAGCGAUUUGCUGUUUGAAAAGUAGUCAACUACUUGGCUACUUUUAGGCAAAAUGUAGUUCGCUAUAACUACAGCUACUGUUUUAAAAAAGUAGUCAAAAACUACUGGCUACUUGAAAAUUGUAGUUCGCUACAGUAGUCAACUACAACUACUUCGCUACUACCCACCCUUGCUAAAAUUGGUAUAUCUAAUUUGGGCGGAUUUUGCCUCAUAGCGCUCGUGCAAGAAGCAAAAAACUUUAAAAAUCUUAUGUUAUGUCAUAUGACGUACUGUUGAAGGUUACCACAAACUAACACGCAGGGUUUAUUUUAAGGCAAAUUUAGAACUGCACAUAUUAGGGAUGUUACGAAGCAUCACGUGUUUGACUGAGGGGUCAAAUGGUGUGUGACUGGGGAGUCAAAGGAUUUUUAUCUAUAUUUAAUGUUGUAAAUUUAUAGUUAACGUUGUAAUUAAGUUAUGAUAGACUCUUAAUUUGCAUAUAGGUGGCAGAAUAAAGGUGUGGUUGGGUGGGGCCAGACAAACUCGAUUCUGGGGUCCCCCCAAACUUUGAAUCUAGAGGCACGUAAGUUCUGGCAAAGAUUUGUUCACCAAACCACCCACAAAAACUGUUUCAAAACAUGUAACUGGGAAUUAUGUAUACCCAAUAUAUAAUAACCUUAGACAGCAAAGAAUAUUAGGUUCUCCCACUCUAAUCUCUUUUGGAUAGCUUCGCUCGCCCCAAUUUUACCUCCUGUUCCAUUAACCCAGCACGUAUAUGAUUUGCGAGGAAAAUAUGAGGGUCUGGUGGUCUUCUUCCAGAAAACAUUUAGAUUUUUGAUGCUCAAUAACAGCAUUUCUGGCAUCUGGAGCAUCCACAAGGAAAACAAGUAAAUGAGAAGACUGUUUUGAGGUUAUAUUUUUGUUAAUUUGGUGACUGCACAUUUGAGUUUUAAGAACUACACAAAUGGGUUUAGAACUGCACAUUUUGUGUAGAACUGCACGUUAAAAUAAACCCUGCUAACACGAACUGGUGUCCGUGCUCAUAGAAACGUCGCUAGCUUGAGCUCCUAUUGUUUGCUAGCCAUCAACGGAAAACAUGGCUACGAAACAAUGUUUCAUGGCUUGCCACUUUUGGAAAACAUGGCUAGGAUGUUUCCACAACAAUAUCUAGUUCACCCAAGGCUUUAACACAGUUUUUUCAACUUUUCAGGUUGCACGGAUGCUGAAUCACCAAACUUCAACUUUCAAGCAAAUCUUGACGACAAUUCGUGCAAGGCUUUGCAGACCAAUUUCACAUUUGGUGGCGUGUACCAAACCUGCACACCUACCGGCUCGCCACCCACCGACCCGUGUGUAGGAUAUACACAAAAAAAUCCCAAGACGCAAGGAUAUAGGUAAGGUGGUAAACAGGCAACGCAUUAUUGAAGGCACAAUUUAUUACAAUCAAUCAAUCAAUCAACUUUAUUUACAAAGGGUUAAAAAUAUUACAUAGCUAAUAUACCUGGUAAGUUAAAAGACUUAUCUUCCCCAGGGCCCUCACUAUUUUAGUUAAAAAUACGAGUUGAAGUUAUUUACAACAACAGAGUGAAAUAUUAAUUACUAGUUAAAAAAUAAUUUGUUAAAAAUGUCCUCUAAAGUCGUUCAGUCCUCUUAAAGGACUCUUAAAAAUUCCUUUUAAAGUCGUUUCUCUAAUGUUUGAACUUAAUGUGUUCCACAUCUUUACAUAGCCUGUGCACAUCCUGUAUUACCCGUACUGGUAAUACAGGAUGUGCACAGGCUAAUCUUUACACUACUGUAUCCAAACGUAUUUGUAUAUAUCUGUUUAUGUUUUCCUGGAGGCAAAUACAGAUCAUUUGCAGAGCUUGAUCGGGUUGUCUUUGUAUGAACUUGUCUGAGUAGAAAUAAUUAUAUAAAUUAUGUGCCUUGACGGUUGAUCUUGUCAGCAUAAAUCACGGAUAUAAAACGGGCCAUUAUUUUCUUCUUACAUGUAGUUGCCCUUCCGGUUACACUGCAAUCCGCUUACACGAAGGAACGCUGGCGACACAUUGUAAAACCACGUGUCAUGGUUGGUGGAUCUUCAGGUCAUGUGACACAAACUGUGGUGGAGGAGUGUACACUACCUUCUGGUGUGCAGCCGAGGGCAGUGUCCCACAAGAGUCUGGUAGGUGGGGUUUAAAAUAUGAGAUUAAGAGUUGACACUUUCUAAAGUUGAGCACGAGACCAGGGCGAUGUCUGAGCCGAUUAUAGAAUUGUCUCUAGUCGCUUUACACGGCCAGAAGCUUCUCCUGGUUACGUAUAAAUAAAUGCAUAAAAUUGUCACUCUACAUUUUCACUUGCAAAACCCUUCAACAUUACCUCAGGGCUUUCAGAAUUAUGCUGGUGGCUGGGUUGAUAAAAUAGGCGGUCUAAAAAAAGUCAUCCAAAUUAACUAGUGUAUAUUGAUUAGAUAGCAACACAACGGAACUCUGCAACCAAAUUAUAAUGUAUCACUACUUUCAUUCUUCAACAAGAUAACUUCCGGAGUUAGGAUGGCAAAUAACUAAAUCAGUUUUACGAAAUAGUACGUCGUUUUCGAAACUAACCAUAUAGCCAUAACGUAGAUCAGGUUGAGGAGAAAUAACUUUGUUUCAAAACUAGAGUGGAGGAAGGAGAGCAGAUUUGAUAUUUCAAGUACUAAACCAAGUAACUAACGGUGAACAUCGUGGCACCCGCGUAUUUUGAAGGCUCUGUAAUCCUUAAACUGCUUAGUAAAACCCACCUGUAGGAAUGACUUUGACAUUGCUUUCCACCAUACUUUUCAGGCUAUUUAUUUGGAGGUCUUUACAGUGACAGUGUCAACAACGUCAUCACAAAAGAAAAGAAAUGUCCAAAUAAGUUUUACCGUCAGAGGUUUGGUCCCAAAGAUAUGUAUGUGUGUAUCAGUGACGACUACGAGCUGGGGGCCCAGUACAGCAUACCGUUUGGAGGAUUUAUGAGCUGUAGUGCCGGCAACCCAUUGGCAAUGACGUCACGUAAAGGUGAGCUUAUGUGUGUCAACAAUCGUAAAAUCACGGC
Molecule: messenger RNA, 6409 nt
Organism: Paramuricea clavata
Lineage: Eukaryota; Metazoa; Cnidaria; Anthozoa; Malacalcyonacea; Plexauridae
Source: the annotation of a GenBank genome assembly